Molecule: messenger RNA, 1313 nt
Organism: Phalacrocorax carbo (great cormorant)
Lineage: Eukaryota; Metazoa; Chordata; Aves; Suliformes; Phalacrocoracidae
Source: RefSeq, a predicted model, not a curated record
CCCCGCUGCAGCCCGUCCUCCUGCCUCCGCGCUCCCCCGGGGACACCGACAGCCCCAGCGCCGCCGCCAUGGCCAUCGAUGCGUUUUUAGGCAAAUGGUGCCUCGUCUCCAGCGAGGGUUUCGAGGAGUAUAUGAAGGAGCUGGGUGUGGGUAUGGCCAUGAGAAAAAUGGGAAGCAUGGCCAAACCAGAUGUUUACAUUAUUAAGGAUGGGGACACAAUCACCGUAAAAACAGAAAGCACCUUCAAAACUUCACAGUUCAGCUUCAAGCUUGGUGAGAAAUUUGAGGAAAAUACAUUAGAUGGCAGGAAAACUCAGACCCUUGUCAGCUUAAAAGAUGAUGGGUCAUUGAUUCAGGAGCAGGAAUGGGAUGGCAAGAAGACCAUAAUAACACGGAAACUAGUGGAUGGACAAUUGGUGGUGGAAUGUGACAUGAAUGGUGUCAAGUGUGUUAGAGUCUACCAGAAAGCAUGAGGACACCUUCAUGUUCAGUAGGAACUUGCUACAAACAACUCAGUUCAGUGGACCGAGCUCCUUUACACUCCGUAUUUUCCUUUUCCCUGUUUUCUAGUAUUUCAAUGGACUGAGUAGCCGAGUGCAAUCCUUUUUAAAAGCCGUGAUCUAACUAUUAUGUAACUAUUCUGAACUUGUGAGGCUAUUAAAUAAAAUUGUCAAAUAUAUGAAGUGGAAAUGUUGUUACUAUAGUGGAAUUUUAAAGUGAGGUUUUAUAAAAACUCUGUUUGGUUUUAGGCUCUACUACAAACUGCCUUCAGUUCAAGAUAAGGCACUAUAUGGCAAUGAACAAUUAAUAGCAAGCUGAAUUUUGACCAGUGUCCUUAACUGCUAAGGUAGUAAAAUCUGAAAUAGAAAAAAACAUCCAAGAGUUCAGGCUCUAGACCUGUUUCUAACUUGCAUGUUACAAAGUUAAUGGAAUGGGGUGGAUAUAACUAAGACAUAAGUUGGUGAGUAGAGGGAUGCAUUUUCAGGGGUUGGUUUGUUUUUUCAUGUUUCAACCCCACAAAUUUCUUAUGUGAAAUAUAUAUACUGGUGAGACAAUGGACGUGAUUAACUUAAGCAAACACAUAUAUUCUUCACUGAAAGGAAGCCUUGUUCUGAGAAGCCUCUUUGUUUUCCUAGCAAAAUUCUUAUUUCCUGUCUAAUAACAUUCUAAAAAUUCUUAACCAAAAUCUACUCAAAUACUGCCUAAAACUUAAAGCCUCAUUUUAUUUUAUUUUUUUUUUUAAACUGCCUCGAAACACCUGGCAAUGGAGUUUAUAUGCUUUAAAGUGCCAUAAUAAAUAAUUGGAAACAUCA